AUGGCAGCGCCACUGGCCCUCGCCGCGCUCGUCGUCGUCAGCGCCGUCGUCCUCACGCUCGAGAUCCACCACCGCCGUCUCCUCGCCCGUCUCCUCGGCGCCCUCGUCAUGCUCAUGGCGUUCGCGCUGCUCCCGUCCCUAGAGCUCCAGCUCAAAGCCGCGUGCUGUGCUGUCGUGUACCACGGCCUGACCGAAGGGCUGCGCCAGUGGCAACGCGACUUUCCCUGUGUCUUUGACCGCCUGCACGACCAGCGACUGCUGUUGUGGGCCUUAUUUUGGGCGCGCGUGGUCCUCUGGGGCGCGACGAUCGCUGGCUUCUCGGCCUCUCGGACGUUCUUCACGCCCGGGGCUGGUGCAAACAGGAUGGACGGCUCGUCGCGCUUUCAUUGGCUCGACAUUGUCGCACUGGUGCUCUACUAUGAAGUCGUGGAAGUGCUGGCGAUGCUCUACUUUGCCGAUGACGAGCUGACGUACACGUGGCCUCGAAAACGCGGGGGCAAUUGGCUGGCGGCUGUACUCGUGGGCGCUCUUGAGAGCUCGGCGCAACUGGAUGCAGUGGUGCAAGGGACGCUGUUUGCUGACACGUCGCCGCUGGCGCUACUGGCGGUGCUACUGCUGGUCAUGUGGCUGACGAUUGCGAUUCGAUGGGAUUCGAUUGCAGCAGGCAGUGGCCGUUUUCGGGUGUUCUAG
Molecule: messenger RNA, 690 nt
Organism: Hyaloperonospora brassicae
Lineage: Eukaryota; Oomycota; Peronosporomycetes; Peronosporales; Peronosporaceae
Source: the annotation of a GenBank genome assembly